AUGUCAGGCUGGAUGCAGCCGGGUAUCGUGCUCCAGGCGCCACUGUUGGUGGAGGACGUGGUCAUCCUCUUCAGACAGAAAGAGUGGGCUUUGCUGACUGUGGCUCAGAAGAAACUCUACAGGGAUGUGAUGAUGGACACCUUAAACAAUGUGGACUCCAUAGGUUCCAGCUGGGGAGAGAGACCGUAUGAGUGCAAGGAAUGUGGAAAAGCAUUUCGGAAAUCCGGUGAUCUCUCUUCCCAUCUGAGAGUUCACACACGAGAGAAACCUUACAUGUGUCAGGAAUGUGGCAAAUCUUUUUGGCGAUCCAAUCACCUCACCGCACAUAAUAGUGUCCACACUGGAGAGAGACUUUACAAAUGUCAGGAAUGUGGGAAACCUUUUUCCCGGAUCGAUCAUCUCCGUAAACACACAAGGAUUCACACAGGAGAGAAACCUUAUCAGUGUAAGGAAUGUGGGAAAAGAAUCGCAGCGGCCGGAAGAGAAGCGUGCUCGUUCCCAUGA
Messenger RNA from Elephantulus edwardii (Cape elephant shrew), 504 nucleotides. RefSeq names its product zinc finger protein 540-like. The transcript has 6 exons. The record is from RefSeq and is a predicted model, not a curated record. Gene Ontology annotation, molecular function: DNA-binding transcription repressor activity, RNA polymerase II-specific. The coding region runs from base 1 to 504 and encodes 167 amino acids. Lineage: Eukaryota; Metazoa; Chordata; Mammalia; Macroscelidea; Macroscelididae. Gene Ontology annotation, biological process: negative regulation of transcription by RNA polymerase II.